AUGGAACCCAAUGAAAUACCUGCUGUGCCCUGCUGCUCGUCUGACUCCACCACUGUGAGUGAGAUCGGAGCCCCAUGGGGGAUUGAGCUUGUCCCCAGAAGAGCUGUAGGUCACCAUGCCCACUGCAACAAACACCACAUCACUGCCCAAUUCAGGAGCCACAAAUGCUUCUGCCUCUUCCAGGCCUGCGAGUGUUACAAGUGUACCCUCCGCUUGGAUCGACGAAAACUCUUGCCUGCUGCAAGUGCCUUGAAGAGGGAGCAGGGGCCACAGCUAAAGAGGCAAAUGGCUCAGGAACUGAUAAUGAGUGGGACCACCCCUCCCAAAGUUCACAGCCAUGUCAAGAAGUUGGCUAUUCAAGCAGGAGUCCUCAGAGAGUUCCCAUGGGGCUCUGGUGUUCAACCAGCCUCCAGAACCUUUGUCUCUCCCCUGGACUCUACCACCCUUGGAGCAGCAACUCACAGUUUCUCUUUCCAGGGAGCCCCAUGGGCCCCCUGACCCACCCAGCACGCCCUGGAAGCCUCUGAUCAGGCCUUGAUGUCUGCCCCCUUAGAGUGGCAGCGGAAACUGGAGGCAGCAGAGGCCCUGCUAACUCUGAGAAACUCUUCCCGGGCCCCUUCUGGCUCUAUCUCCCUGCCUCAGUCCUGUGGCGCACCAGCUCCUGCUGAAAAUAGCGGACUACAGCCUCCCAGCCACUCUUUUUGACCCAGGCCAGCCAGCUCCUUUUCUCUGCCUGUUGGGCAUCUGGGGUGCAUCUCCUUCCUGAACUAAAAGCUUAGAGGAGGAGGCUUCACUAGAGCACUGUCUAUUUGGUAUUUUAUUUAUGAAUUUGUAAAAUGUUUAAUGUCUGUUUUUUAAGCCCUCAGGUGCUUUUAUAAGCUUUCAAACCCUUUUAUCAUAUGGGGUAAUUCUUUGGCUGAGAAUGGAUAUUCUUGUACCUCCACCCUUUACUCUUUUAGUUCUUGGGGACUUUUUAUACCUCUUGUAAAAUAAGGUUGUGCAAUCUAAG
Molecule: messenger RNA, 1009 nt
Organism: Trichechus manatus latirostris (Florida manatee)
Lineage: Eukaryota; Metazoa; Chordata; Mammalia; Sirenia; Trichechidae
Product: doublesex- and mab-3-related transcription factor C1
Exons: 5
Biological process (GO): germ cell development; regulation of transcription by RNA polymerase II; sex differentiation
Cellular component (GO): nucleus
Molecular function (GO): RNA polymerase II cis-regulatory region sequence-specific DNA binding; DNA-binding transcription factor activity, RNA polymerase II-specific
Source: RefSeq, a predicted model, not a curated record